Acaulospora morrowiae is the source of this 1278-nucleotide messenger RNA. NCBI's taxonomy places the organism in Eukaryota, Fungi, Glomeromycota, Glomeromycetes, Diversisporales, Acaulosporaceae. The record is from the annotation of a GenBank genome assembly.
AUGAGCGAAACAACAGAAGAAAAAUCACAAAUCCAAGUUCGCUUUAUUACACAACAGCGGGAGUAUACAGUUACGGAUUCUGCGAUCCUUGUUCCAACUAACUUGCGUCGUUAUGGCCUCUCCGAGAUAAUAAACCAUCUUUUAGGUUUUGAAAAGCCUAUUCCAUUUGAUUUUAUAAUCAAUAAUCAAUUCUUACGAACAAGUUUGUCUGAGUACUUAAUAAAGCAUGAAAUAUCGACAGAAAACAUCAUCACUAUCGAGUAUGUUGAGUCCAUGUUACCGCCGACACCAUUAUCAUCCUUUCAACAUGAUGAUUGGAUAAGUUCGGUAAAAGGUCAUAAUCAAAGCUUAUUCUUAACUGGCUCCUAUGACAACAAUGUUCGCGUAUUUAAUACAUCUGGUGAAUGCUUACAGACUUUAGUCGGACAUCUAGCACCAAUUAAAAGUGUUUCUUGGGUUACUGUCUCAGAUGAUAGUAUUGUCUGCUUAUCAUCAUCACAAGAUCGAACCAUUCGAGCUUGGCAGGCUUCACUUGUAGAUAAAAAUUAUAAAACUUUAUAUGAAUGCAAAGGGCAUACCGGUAGUGUUGAAAGCGUUUCUGUUCACCCUUCUUGCACUGAGUUUGCAAGUGCAUCAUGGGAUUCUUCGAUUUUACUUUGGUCUAUGGAUAUGCCAGAAGAAAUUGAAUAUGAUAUUCUUGCAAUACCCUCGAAGAAGAGAAGGUUGAACAAUUCAGAAAUUAAAAUAAAGAAACCAAUAACAACUAUGCAUGGUCAUGUUGGUCCUGUUUCUUCAGUCAUUUUUGACACUAAGAACCACAACAAAUUGUAUAGCGGUGGAUGGGAUCAUUCUUUAAGAAUCUGGGACAUCGAAGCGAGGACGAAUGUUGAUACAAAGAAUUGUGAUAAGUCGGUUCUCGACAUCGCAUAUUCAGAUAAAUCGGGGUUAAUUGCGUCUGGGCAUUCCGAUCAUAUAGUUAGAUUAUGGGAUCCACGUUCUGAAGCUGUUGUCAAGUUGGCAUUUGCAUCUCAUAAGAAUUGGAUAUCAUGUAUAUCAUGGUCUCCAAAUUCACAGUUUAUGCUUGUCAGUGGAUCAUAUGAUGCAUCUAUUAAAAUUUGGGAUAUUCGCAGUAAAACUCCUUUAUAUACUCUAAACCCAGGCGGAAAAGAAAAUUUAGAUAAUAAAAAGAUAUUGUGUAUUGAUUGGGAUUUAGAUAUUAUUUUGAGUGGAGGAGAAGAUAAUAAGUUAUAUCUCCAUGGUUCAAAAACAAUUACUUGA